GGGCCCAGGCGGCAGCGGUAGCUUGAGGACGGGAUGAGCGCUGCGCGGUUAUUCCGUGUGUCCGCCUGCCGCCUGCUCGCGGCCUCGCGCUUACCGGAGCGCGGCGGCACCGGGAGGCUGCUCCCUGUCUACCGUCAUCACCGCGGCUUCAGGUCUGAUGGCCGGAGCCUGGCUUACGCCAAGGAACUGCUUCUGGGGAGAAUCAACCAGAAAGAAGUUUUUCCUUAUCCAGAGAUCAGUAAUGAAGAAUUGGAAGAGAUUAAUCAACUUGUUGCACCUGUGGAAAAAUUUUUCAAUGAAGAGGUUGAUUCAAAAAGCAUUGAUAUACAUGCAAGAAUUCCACCAGAAACUAUGAAAGGACUCAAAGAGCUGGGUCUGUUUGGACAACAGGUUCCUGUAGAGUAUGGUGGCCUCGGUCUAUCAAACACCAUGUAUGCACGAAUUGGUGAGAUCACUUCUUUGGAUGGGUCAAUAGCUGUUACCCUAGCAGCUCAUCAAUCUAUUGGACUGAAGGGAAUUCUAAUUGUUGGUACUGAUGAACAAAAAGCCAAGUAUCUACCUAAACUAGCAACUGGAGAACAUGUUGCAGCUUUUUGUCUCACAGAACCAGGAAGUGGAAGUGAUGCAGCAUCGAUUCAGACCAGGGCAACACUCAGUGGUGACAGACAACACUAUUUGCUCAGUGGUUCAAAGAUAUGGAUAUCAAAUGGUGGAAUAGCAGACAUUUUCACAGUGUUUGCACGAACAAAAGUGAUCGACAAAGAUGGUACAAGUAAGGACAAGAUCACAGCUUUUUUGGUGGAGAGAGAUUUUGGUGGCAUUACCAGUGGGAAACCAGAAGACAAACUCGGAAUCCGUGGAUCUAACACAUGUGAAGUUCAUUUUGAGAAUACCAAAGUGCCAGUAGAAAAUGUCCUGGGAGAGGUUGGUGGUGGAUUUAAGGUGGCCAUGAGGAUCUUGAAUAGUGGACGAUUUAGCAUGGGGAGUGCAUCUGCAGGAAUGAUUAAAAAACUUAUUGAGAUGACAGCAGAGUAUGCUUGUACCCGCAAACAAUUUGACAGAAAAUUGAGUGAGUUUGGGCUGAUUCAGGAAAAGUUUACGCUGAUGGCAAUGCAAGCAUAUGUAAUGGAGAGCAUGGCUUACUUGACUGCAGGAAUGAUGGACCGUCCAGGAGAGCCAGAUUGCUCUGUGGAAGCAGCCAUGGUGAAGAUUUACAGUUCUGAGGGUGCCUGGAUAUGCAUCAGUGAGGCUUUGCAAAUUCUGGGAGGCCUUGGCUAUAUGAAAGAUUACCCCUAUGAGCGAUUCCUCAGGGAUUGCCGAAUUCUUCUAAUUUUUGAGGGGACUAAUGAAAUUCUCCGGAUGUAUGUAGCCUUGACUGGUUUGCAGCAUGCAGGAAAACUCCUUACCGAGAAAAUAAAAGCGAUGAAGAGAGGAAACAUUGGAGCAGUGUUGGAAAUUUUAGGAAAAAGACUAGGAAGUACCUUUUUCAAAGAAGUGGAUUAUGGUCUCACUGGCAAAAAUGGUGUCGUGCACCCCAGUUUGGAGGACAGUGCCAAAAAAUUGGAAGAGAAUGUGUAUUAUCUGGGAAGCACAGUGGAAAACGUAUUGUACAGAUAUGGCAAGACAAUAGUAGAAGAGCAAUUGGUAGUGAAGAGAGUGGCUGAUAUUCUCAUUAACAUUUAUGCCAUGACGGCAGUUAUCUCGAGAGCUAGUCGUUCUAUCAGCAUUGGCCUUCGCAAUCAUGACCAUGAGGUUUUACUUGCCAACACCUUUUGCUCUGAGGCCUAUUUCCGGAAUAAUUACCUCUUGGCUCAGUUACAGAAAAAUUCUUCUGAAAAUCUUGACGACAGCAUUAAGAAAAUAGCACAGCAGGUGCUGGAUAAGAGAUCGUAUAUCUGCUCACAUCCACUUGACCGAACGUUUUAGAACAUAGAGUCAGUUUAUGAUCAUAAGUGUGCAUACAAUAUGGAUAUUAAUGGCAAGCACUAAUAUAGAAUUCAACUGUAAAAAUUAUGAAAUACUUUAUAAAUUGUUUUGCAAUAUCAUUCAGCACUUGUAUUAACAAGUUUGAAGCAAUUCUAAAAAAAAAAUUACUUCAGUGGUAAAAAAUGACUGAAAAUUCAUCACGGCUCAAUAUUCAAAUGCAGCAGAUAUCAGUUUUAUCAAUGAAAUGUACAAAAACACAGUCAUAAACGAUCAGGUCAGCUGCAUGUCCAUUUCUGUUUUUGGAGUGGAUUAGAGUACUUCUGUCGCAGGUUUGUUUGUUUGGAACAGGUGGGUCUUCUCCAUUUCCUCAUUGCGUGGAUUGAGUUUAGGAUUGUAAAUACUCGUGUGCUUAUUGCAAUAUACACUGAAGAAAGACGGUGUAAAAAUGGGUUAAUAUGAACUAUACAAAAUCAAUGAAGUAUGGCAUUAGUGUAAGCUAAAGAAAUCAUUACAGGCUUCAUCCAGGGAUUAAGACUAUUCGCUAAAUUGGGAAAUUAGAGUAGUAGGAAACUGAAAUGAAGUGACAGCAUCUGAGCUCGUAAUGUAACACCUCUGGAUCUGAGACCAGUGUUAAACUAUCUUAGAUUUAUCGAGGAUAAAAACUUCUCUCUGGUUAUAUGGAUCUUUACUUUGUUCACUGAUUAUAAACUGUUGGCCUCUGCUGGUAUUUAAGACCAAUUAGUGGCAGGCUCUGAUCAGUUAACUAAAUGUACCUAUCUGUUUCCCAAGAGGCUGCCAGCAGAGUUCAUUAAAUCCCAGCUUCAAAGAAUUUGAAGUUCCUUUUACUCUGGACCAAAAUCCUGGAACGUCUUUCUGAACAGCAAUACUUCCACAAAGUGGAUUGCAAUGAUUGUAGCUCAACACCACUUAUGAUAACCAAGGAUGAACAAAACCGACCAAGUGAUGCUCAUAUCCCUUGAAAUAAUAUUUAUUUCAAAACUGAUAUUUUACUCUCUUUUC
Hemiscyllium ocellatum (epaulette shark) is the source of this 2946-nucleotide messenger RNA. RefSeq names its product acyl-CoA dehydrogenase family, member 9 (gene acad9). Gene Ontology annotation, molecular function: acyl-CoA dehydrogenase activity; flavin adenine dinucleotide binding. The transcript is spliced from 18 exons. NCBI's taxonomy places the organism in Eukaryota, Metazoa, Chordata, Chondrichthyes, Orectolobiformes, Hemiscylliidae. The coding region runs from base 34 to 1926 and encodes 630 amino acids. The record is from RefSeq and is a predicted model, not a curated record.